AUGGACCGCCACAUCGAAUACAUCGAAAGUGAGUAUCCUGAUUUCAGCCCUGUUCGAUUCUAUGAGAAUUUCGGGUACCUUGAUGAAAAAUACGCGGAAAAAGUGUUGCAACGCGCCAUUCAGAAGAUCGCUUCUUUGGAUUCCACUUCCGGAUUAUGCGGCUGGGCACGACAAGUUGUCAACGAUCAUUACCAAGAAUUCAACACUUUGGACGUAGUGGAUCACUGGGCAACAACUGCGUUGAGAGUGGCCGUCUGCAAAAAAAUAGUAGCGAAUGCAAGUCAUGAACAGGCACUGUUUGAUGGCUUAGCGAGGAAAUGCAAGAGGAAAAGUAUGCCCGAAAAGCCAAAGAACCAGUUCGUCGUCGACUUUUUGAUGGGUGGCGUCUCGGCUGCUGUGUCAAAGACCGCGGCUGCCCCUAUAGAGAGAGUCAAACUGCUCAUUCAGAAUCAAGAUGAGAUGAUUAAGCAAGGACGAUUGUCAAAGCCCUAUGGAGGCAUUGUCGAGUGCUUCACGCGCACUGCCAAGGACGAAGGCGCCAUUUCUCUGUGGAGAGGCAACACGGCCAACGUCAUCCGAUACUUUCCUACGCAGGCACUGAACUUUGCCUUCAAGGACAAGUUCAAGCGCAUGUUUAAUAGAGACAAGAACAAGGACGGCUAUUGGCAAUGGUUCGCCGGUAACUUGGCUUCGGGUGGUGCUGCAGGUGCCUCGAGCUUGUUCUUUGUCUAUUCGCUCGACUAUGCCCGUACCCGUCUGGCCAACGAUGCCAAAUCGGCCGCCAAGGGCGGUGGUGAGCGUCAGUUUAACGGUAUGCUCGACGUCUACAGCAAGACACUCAAGUCGGACGGUAUCGCCGGUCUGUACCGCGGCUUCAACGUGUCCUGCAUCGGUAUCAUCGUCUACCGUGGCCUCUACUUUGGCAUGUACGACUCACUCAAGCCUGCCAUGCCCGAAAAGCUCCAGCAGAGCUUUUUGGCUACUUUCUUGCUUGGUUGGGCCGUCACUACUGGCGCUGGUCUGGCCUCGUAUCCUAUCGACACUGUCCGUAGACGUAUGAUGAUGACGUCGGGUGCAGCCGUCAAGUACUCGUCGUCCAUGGCUGCAUUCAAGGAGAUCAUUGCAAAGGAAGGCGCGCGCUCGUUGUUCAAGGGUGCCGGCGCCAACAUUUUGCGUGCCAUUGCCGGCGCUGGUGUGCUGUCUGGCUAUGACAAGCUCCAGGUCAUCUUGUUUGGCAAAAAGUUUUAA
Messenger RNA from Zychaea mexicana, 1248 nucleotides. Its product is annotated as mitochondrial carrier domain-containing protein. The transcript has 6 exons. Gene Ontology annotation, biological process: mitochondrial ATP transmembrane transport; mitochondrial ADP transmembrane transport. Lineage: Eukaryota; Fungi; Mucoromycota; Mucoromycetes; Mucorales; Lichtheimiaceae. The coding region runs from base 1 to 1248 and encodes 415 amino acids. Gene Ontology annotation, cellular component: mitochondrial inner membrane. The record is from RefSeq and is a predicted model, not a curated record. Gene Ontology annotation, molecular function: ATP:ADP antiporter activity.